AUGUAUGUAUGCACUCUAUAAUUUGUUGGUUACUGUUGUGGCCUGCUCAAUUGGAAUCAUCUUAACACGUAAAUCAAGGAGACGACCAGUAAACAUUACUUUGGUUGAUGAAAUAAUUAUUUAUAUAUACUUACAUACACUAUAAAUCUUUUUAUUUCAUAAAUUAUAGUAAUAAAUUAAUUUACGUCGUACUAAAAACUCUUGUUAUGUUUCAAUUAAAGGAAAAAUUGGAUCAAAGAUUAUUUUCACACUUAAAUAUGUAUCUCUCGAUCAAUAACUUUUAUAACGUUAAUUAUAUUAUAUAAAAUUUAAAAGGUAAAAAUAUAAUACUACUUAGUAAUAUACUUUAAAUAACAUUUCAAAAUUAGUAAAUACUUUUUACAAAGAGAUACUAAUUUUUUUUUCCAUUCCUAUAUCUAAUUUUCUUUUCAUGUGCUUUUGUCUUUGAUUCUUGAUGAAUCUCAAUCCAAUAACUACCCAAUUAUUGGUCACUCUUUAUUAAUCAAAACCUUUUCUUGGUCAUUUUUUUUUGCUCUCUCCUAUAUAUUUGCUCUUUUCCCAUUAUCUUUUUUUUUUUUCUUAUUAAAAGAUCAAAUUUUGAGUGUAUAUGAUGGUGUUUUCCCUAUUGGGUUGAUUAGAAUAUGCAAAAAUUUCAUCUGGGUCUUGCUUUUCUUGGACUAGGAGCAUCGAGGUAGGUGGUUAAAAUUUGAGGGGGGAUAUACAUUUGUUCACAGCUUUGUACACGUAAUAAGUCUUUAAUACAUGGCUCCCGGAGGAAGCAGUUACCAGGAUAUUGGUGAUUCGCUUAAUGCAUAUGCCGAUUAUGGUAUUGCACCCGAAAAUGCUGAAUCCAAAAGCUCCCCAUUUAGAAAAUCUACAGCUGUUAAUAUUAUUGGUGGGAAUCAUGGAACAAGAUCUAAUACAGCUGUUCAUGAGCUACUUGAAUGCCCUGUUUGUAUGAAUCUAAUGUACCCUCCAAUUCAUCAGUGUCCAAAUGGUCAUACUUUAUGCCUGAAGUGCAAGUCAAAAGUCCAUGUAUGCCCAAUUUGUCGCCACGAGCUUGGAAACAUAAGAUGUCUAGCAUUGGAGAAAAUUGCAGAGUCACUUGAGUUGCCAUGCCGAAACCAAAUUUUUGGCUGUCAAGAUAUAUUCACUUAUCAUAGUAGGCUUCGACAUGAGCAGAACUGCAGAUUUCGUCCAUACAACUGCCCUUAUGCAGGAUCCGAAUGUACUGUUACUGGUGAUAUUCAGUCCCUAGUUGCACACCUCAAAGAUGAUCACAAGGUUGACAUGCACGACGGCUGUACCUUCAACCAUCGCUAUGUCAAAUCUAAUCCUCAAGAUGUUGAGAAUGCUACAUGGAUGUUGACUGUUUUCAACUGUUUCGGUCACCAAUUCUGCUUGCACUUUGAGGCUUUUAAUGUUGGAGUGGCACCAGUAUACAUGGCGUUCCUUCGUUUUAUGGGUGAUGAUGAUGAUGCAAAAAAAUUUAGUUAUAGUCUUGAAGUAGGUGGAUUUGGCAGAAAGUUACUAUGGCAAGGAGUUCCUAGGAGCAUCCGUGAUAGUCAUAAAACUGUCCGAGACAGUUUAGAUGGGCUGCUCAUUCAAAGGAGCAUGGCACUCUUCUUCUCUGGUGGUGACCGAAAGGAGCUAAAGCUGAAGGUGGCUGGGCGCAUUUGGAGAGAACCGUUGUAAAGUAGAAAACGCUAUCUUCUUCCCCAGGUUAGCAUCAAUCUGAAGGCUUGUCGUCAUAUAUCACAGUAGAUUUCUUCCCAGAGGGCCACGAGUCUAGUUAGUUAUUUCUGGUUGACUGGUGGUUUAUUUUUUGUUAUUCUUGUAAAAAGAUAAAAGCUGUAGAUGGUUCUAUAUAGGUUCAGAUUUUUGAAUCAAUCAAUGUGUAUUGAAGCUCAACUGUUGGCCAUGCAUUCUGUUAAUGCUGGUUCUGUAUCUAAUACUAUUAGGCAUUUAGGCUUUUUGACAAUCUGUGCAGAACCAUGUUGCUUGCAAAGGGAUGCAUCAUGUGAACUCUGUUUUAUGAUGAAUAAUAGCAACUCCAUAAAAAGCAUUUAGUCCA
Molecule: messenger RNA, 2074 nt
Organism: Capsicum annuum
Lineage: Eukaryota; Viridiplantae; Streptophyta; Magnoliopsida; Solanales; Solanaceae
Product: E3 ubiquitin-protein ligase SINAT2
Exons: 4
Coding region: 763-1695 (310 amino acids)
Biological process (GO): ubiquitin-dependent protein catabolic process; multicellular organism development
Cellular component (GO): cytoplasm
Molecular function (GO): protein binding; ubiquitin protein ligase activity; zinc ion binding
Source: RefSeq, a predicted model, not a curated record